This is a messenger RNA of Paramecium tetraurelia, 1071 nucleotides long. RefSeq lists its product as uncharacterized. Gene Ontology annotation, molecular function: RNA binding. The transcript has 2 exons. The record is from RefSeq and is a predicted model, not a curated record. Gene Ontology annotation, biological process: ribosome biogenesis; pseudouridine synthesis; box H/ACA snoRNP assembly. Lineage: Eukaryota; Ciliophora; Oligohymenophorea; Peniculida; Parameciidae. Gene Ontology annotation, cellular component: sno(s)RNA-containing ribonucleoprotein complex.
AUGAACGAUCGUGAAAGUAGUGAUUCUAGCAGUGAUGAAUUUUAUGAGAAAAUUAAAGCUUAAUUAAAUAUCAUGGAUGACGAGGAAAAGAGUUCAAGAAUUGUAAGCAGAAAUGAAGUAUUACCUAAAGUUUCAUUUGCUCCACCAGAAUCCAAAGAACAGAGAGAAAUCAAUUUCAAUUAUAAACAUUCAGAUCGAAUUCAAUUGAUUGGCAAAAUUGAAUCCAUUACCAAAGAAAACAUUACCAUUUAUUCUAAUCUUUUAGAAUUUGUCAUCAAUUUAGAUUAAUUAAUAGUGAAUAGCUAAUAAGAGAUCUUGGGAAAAGUUGAUGAUGUCUUUGGUAAAGUUGAAAGACCUCACUAUUCAAUUUUGUUGGAUGGAUAUGUGAACAACCUAAUUUAGACUAAUUAACUAAAAAUUGGAGAUGAUGUCUUUAUUAAUGUUGACAGCACUUCUGUUCUUAAUCCUGACGCUAUUUAAGCAAUUACUUAAGUAAUUUAUAAUGUUAUCAAAAGUAAAAAAGGGUGCGAUGCUUCUAAUUAAUUUGAUGAAGAAGUGGUUAAUGAAGGCGAUAUUGAAUAUUCAGAUGAUGAGAUUGAAGCCUUCUCUAAAAAGAGAGGAAACAAGGAAGAAGGAGAAGUGAAGAAAAAUAAUAAAAAAAAAGAAAAACAUCAUAACCAAUAAAAGCAUGAUAAAUAAUAACCAUAUCCUUAAUAAAAUAAUAAAGUUUAGGGCAAUAAUUAAUAAUAACAAUAAUAGUAAUAGUAAAUGAUGUAAAUGUAACAUUCUAUGUAAUAAUAAUAACAAUAUUAUUAAUAAAUGUUCCUUUAAUAACAAAUGUAAUUGUAAAUGUAAUAAUAAUAAUAAUAUUAAUAAAUGAUGUAAAAUUAAUAGUCUUUUCCAUAAUAAUAAAUGCAAUAACCUUAAUACAUAUAACAAAUUUAUCCAUAACCGUAAUAAUUAUAGCCAAAUCCUCAAUUAAAUCUCCCUUAUAAUCCAUAACAAAUAAAUUAAUAAUUAAGUUAGAAUUUGAAUUCCCUCUUCUAAAAUAUAAAACCACAAGAUUAAUGA